Perognathus longimembris pacificus (Pacific pocket mouse) is the source of this 1811-nucleotide messenger RNA. RefSeq names its product vesicle amine transport 1 like (gene Vat1l). Lineage: Eukaryota; Metazoa; Chordata; Mammalia; Rodentia; Heteromyidae. Gene Ontology annotation, molecular function: zinc ion binding; oxidoreductase activity. The record is from RefSeq and is a predicted model, not a curated record. Bases 71 to 1330 code for a protein of 419 amino acids. The transcript has 9 exons.
ACCGCGCAUUCAACAGGAGGAGCCCCGGUGGCCGGCCGCCCGAGCGCCCCGCACGCGCCCCGCACGCGCCAUGGCCAAGGAAGGCGUGGAGAAAGCGGAGGAGACGGAGCAGAUGAUCGAGAAGGAGGCGACCCGGGAGCCCGCGGAGGGUGGCGGGGGCGACGGCUCGCACCGCCUCGGCGAUGCCCAGGAGAUGCGCGCCGUGGUCCUGGUGGGCUUCGGCGGGCUCAACAAGCUCCGGCUCACCAGGAAGGCCAUGCCCGAGCCCCAGGAUGGCGAGCUCAAGAUCCGCGUCAAAGCCUGUGGAUUGAACUUCAUUGACCUGAUGGUACGACAAGGAAAUAUUGACAACCCUCCAAAGACCCCCCUGGUGCCGGGAUUUGAGUGUUCUGGGAUUGUGGAAGCCCUGGGGGACAGCGUGAAAGGGUAUGAGAUCGGGGAUCGUGUCAUGGCCUUUGUCAAUUACAAUGCCUGGGCAGAGGUGGCGUGUGUACCGGCCGAGUUUGUCUACAAGAUCCCAGACGACAUGACCUUCUCGGAGGCGGCUGCCUUCCCCAUGAACUUCGUCACCGCCUACAUGAUGCUCUUUGAGGUCGCCAACCUUCGGGAAGGGAUGUCGGUGCUCGUGCACUCUGCUGGCGGCGGAGUGGGUCAAGCCGUGGCCCAGCUGUGCUCCACAGUCCCCAACGUGACCGUCUUUGGGACGGCUUCCACUUUCAAGCAUGAAGCAAUCAAAGACUCCGUGACUCACCUGUUUGACAGAAACGCGGACUAUGUACAGGAAGUGAAAAGGAUCUCUGCUGAAGGCGUGGACGUCGUGUUGGACUGCCUGUGCGGCGACAACACUGGCAAGGGGCUCAGCCUUCUGAAACCCCUGGGGACCUACAUUUUAUAUGGCUCCUCCAACAUGGUAACAGGAGAGACCAAGAGUUUCUUCAGCUUUGCAAAAUCAUGGUGGCAAGUGGAGAAGGUGAACCCCAUUAAGCUGUACGAAGAGAAUAAAGUCAUCGCGGGCUUCUCCCUCCUGAACCUGCUCUUCAAACAGGGCCGAGCGGGCCUCAUCCGAGGCGUGGUGGACAAACUCCUGGGACUGUACACCCAGAAGAAGAUCAAGCCCGUGGUGGACUCCUUAUGGGCACUGGAGGAGGUGAAGGAAGCCAUGCAAAGGAUCCACGACCGAGGAAACAUCGGGAAGUUAAUUCUGGAUGUGGAGAAGACCCCGACUCCGCUGAUGGCCAACGACAGCACGGAGACCAGCGAGGCGGGGGAGGAGGAGGAGGACCACGAAGGCGACGGCGAAAACAAAGAGCGGAUGCCCUUCAUCCAGUGAGCCGGCCUCCCCCCCCCCCCCCCCCCCGGGGAGAGUGAGGAAGGACGGCGUGGAGGAAGCUGAGCGGCGACGAGAACUCUUCCGUGCCCCAGUGAACAAAUGCUGUAGUCCAGUGCGUGUUGUGUUUGUCUGCAGUCAGCCGAGCUAAGAAGCUAGUGAUCGCUGUCGUGGUUUUUGUUUUGUUUUCUUUUCUUUUCUUUAUGGAGGGGGAAAUAAGUGCCAGGCCCGUUUCAUGCAGUAUUAUGUCCCUUUCUGGUCUGUGUAUCACACACUCUUCUCUUCUAACCCACCCAUCUACAGUUCCUCCUCGAUUGUUCUAGAAUAGCCUUGCACCUGAAUGAACACAAGCCCCACAGGCUCCCAAAGCCUGAAAGACCAGGCAUGGAGGAGGCCAGUUGUGGUUCCAGUGCGCCAUCCGGGUCUGAAGAUUCCAUUCCUUCCACUGUCUUCGGGCCAUAGCUUUGAGCCUCCCUCCGCUAGC